AUGUCUAAGAUUGCCUCCACCUUUUCGCGCCUUGUGCGCUUUGCCCCCAGAUCUAACCCUGCUAAGAUCUUGAUCGGUGAGCCAGUAGAUCCGCAGGUGGAUGUUGGUUUGGCUGUCUACCAGGGCAAGGAUGUCUCUGUACGACCAUUCACUGGCACAUCUGUCCUCAACCCAGGUCAGAAGACAGAGACAACAGAGAUAAUUGAACGGAUCCUUUCUCCUCUGGCGCAGAGCGAGGUUGGAUCCAUUCGAUGCAUUGGGUUGAAUUACGUGUCGCACGCGGCAGAGAUGAAGCUGACUAUUCCCGAUGUACCGACUCUCUUUAUGAAGCCGUCCACCGCGCUUGCGGACCCAUGGCCGGCACCGACUAUUCUUCCCAAGAUCACACAGGUCGACAACACCGGCGAUUACGAGUCGGAAAUGGUCAUUGUCAUUGGCCGUGAUGCGAAGGAUGUCAGCGAGGCAGAGGCUCUGGACUACGUUCUUGGUUAUACCGCCGCCAAUGAUGUUUCCAGCCGGACAUCACAGAUGAACCAAAGCCAAUGGUCCUUCUCCAAGGGCUUCGAUACCUCAUGCCCCAUUGGACCUGUCCUGGUUUCCUCGGCUCUUAUCCCCGAUGCCAGCAAGCCUCACAUCCGCGGCUUGAAGAACGGCCGAGUCAUGCAGGACUGCCCUCUGACUGAUUUGAUCUUCAGCGUCCCUCAACUCGUCAGCUUCUUGUCGCAGGGAACAACUUUGCCUGCCGGUACCAUUAUCCUGACCGGUACCCCUCCAGGUGUCGGAGCGGCCAAGAACCCCAAGGAGUUCUUGACGGCAGGUGAUGAGUUUGCUGUUGAAUUACUCCCUCAUGUCGGAACACUGAUCACAAAGAUCGAGCACCAGGAAUGA
Messenger RNA from Aspergillus viridinutans, 888 nucleotides. RefSeq names its product fumarylacetoacetate hydrolase family protein. The transcript has 5 exons. NCBI's taxonomy places the organism in Eukaryota, Fungi, Ascomycota, Eurotiomycetes, Eurotiales, Aspergillaceae. Gene Ontology annotation, molecular function: acetylpyruvate hydrolase activity. The coding region runs from base 1 to 888 and encodes 295 amino acids. The record is from RefSeq and is a predicted model, not a curated record.